Drosophila grimshawi is the source of this 2901-nucleotide messenger RNA. RefSeq names its product protein I'm not dead yet (gene Indy). The transcript has 10 exons. Gene Ontology annotation, cellular component: membrane. Gene Ontology annotation, biological process: monoatomic anion transmembrane transport; citrate transport. The coding region runs from base 191 to 2152 and encodes 653 amino acids. Lineage: Eukaryota; Metazoa; Arthropoda; Insecta; Diptera; Drosophilidae. Gene Ontology annotation, molecular function: succinate transmembrane transporter activity; citrate transmembrane transporter activity. The record is from RefSeq and is a predicted model, not a curated record.
ACUCAUUCGUUAAGUUGACAUCGAACGUCGCAGAAUACAACAGAAAGUUGCCUAGACCAAAGAAGUCGUCGGCGGACAUAUCCGCAGUGCUACAAAUAGAAAGUGAAAAUUAUGAAAUAAUUUGUGCGAAAAUAUUUUGAAUACUUACAUAUAGACGAACAAAUAGCACUGCACACAUACAAACAUAGCCAUGGCUAAGGAGACUACCAAAAUGAUUUAUCCGGAUUUUAAAAUGGAACUUGAAGCAGCGGAACCUGUAGAAACGCGUCCCCGUUGGGGAAAUUUCUUUGCAAAUCACUGGAAAGGAUGUGUUGUGUUCCUAAUGCCCCUGCUCUGCCUUCCCAUAAUAUUUAUGAACAAUACUCCGGCAUACCGUUGCAUGUACGUAUUGUUGAUAAUGGCUGUAUUUUGGGUCACUGAAGCCCUGCCCCUCUACGUUACAUCAAUGAUACCAAUUGUUGCAUUUCCCACUAUGGGCAUCAUGGGCUCCGAAGAGACGUGCAUGACAUACUUUAAGGACACAUUGGUGAUGUUUAUGGGUGGCAUAAUGGUUGCCCUCGCAGUGGAAUAUAGUGGUCUACACAAGCGUCUGGCGCUGAGAGUGAUCCAAAUAGUGGGCUGCAGUCCCCGAAGAUUACACUUUGGCCUGAUUAUGGUGACAAUGUUUAUAUCCAUGUGGAUUUCAAAUGCGGCCUGCACAGCAAUGAUGAGCCCCAUUGUCCAGGCGGUACUUGAGGAACUGCAAUCUCAAGGUGUCUGUAAGAUAUAUCAUGAGCCCGAGUAUCAAAUGGUUGGUGGAAAGAACAAAAAAAAGAAUGAGGAUGAAUUGCCAUAUCCUACAAAGGUUACACAAUGCUAUUAUCUGGGUAUUGCCUAUGCAUCGUCUCUUGGUGGCUGUGGAACCAUAAUUGGCACUGCCACAAAUCUAACAUUCAAAGGCAUCUACGAUUCUGCGUUCCCUAAUGCCACCGAGAAAAUGGAUUUUGCGACAUUCAUGUUCUACUCGGUGCCCUCGAUGCUGGUCUAUACAGUACUCACAUAUGUUUUUCUGCAAUGGCAUUUCAUGGGUCUGUGGCGACCGAAGAGCAAGGAGGCCCAAGAGGUGCAAGUUGGCAAGGAUAACGCUCAUGUGGCCAAGAAAGUAAUUGAUCAACGCUACAAGGAGUUGGGUAAAAUGAGUAUACACGAAAUCCAAGUGAUGAUACUUUUCAUUAUUAUGGUUCUCAUGUACUUUACACGCAAACCGGGAAUAUUUACCGGUUGGGCGGACCUGCUGCCUUCAAAGGUUAUUAAGAACUCCAUGCCAACCAUAUUCGUGGUGAUCAUGUGCUUCAUGCUGCCCGCCAAUUAUGCAUUCCUGCGAUAUUGUACGCGACGUGGACCAGUGCCAACGGCGCCGACAUCAUCUCUAAUCACAUGGAAGUUCAUACAGACCAGAGUGCCGUGGGGUCUGGUGUUCCUGCUUGGCGGUGGCUUCGCCCUGGCCGCUGGCAGCAAACAGAGUGGAAUGGCCUCGUUGAUUGGCAGCUCGAUGAGUGGCCUGAAGGUGCUACCAAACGCAGCGCUAUUGUUGGUUGUCAUUCUGGUAGCUGUAUUUAUGACCGCCUUUAGCUCGAAUGUGGCUGUUGCCAAUAUUCUUGUGCCUGUGCUCAACGAGAUGUCGCUGGCAUUGAAGAUAAAUCCGCUGUACUUAGUUUUUCCUGCAGGUCUGGCCUGCAGUAUGGCCUUCCACUUGCCAGUGAGCACGCCGCCAAACGCUUUGGUCGCUGGAUAUGCCCACAUUCGCAGCAAGGACAUGGCGAUUGCGGGAAUUGGACCAACGAUUAUCACAAUAAUAACGCUGUUUAUUUUCUGCCAAACUUGGGCCAAGGUCAUUUAUCCUAGCUUGGACACGUUCCCAGAGUGGGCGCAGAUAGCCGCCGAGGAAGCAGCAAAUAAGACCCGCCAUUUGUCCGCGGUUGCUGCUAGCAAGACAAUUGAGUUUGCAGCAAAUGCCUCACGUCUACUUGCAAACAAUACCGAAUUGGUAAAUGAUUUGUCUACAGGCAGCUCGAAUCUAGUGAGCAACAUAUUGGCCAAUAUCACGGAGCCGUUAGCCCAGUUGGCUGCCAAUGGCACACACCCGCUGACUGAUCUGGCCUUCAAAAAUUAGUUUAUUAGAUGUCUAGUCUAAUAGUGAACACAACUCCCAUAAAUAUCGCCAAGGGAGAACUGUACAAAGAAGAAAGAGUGCCUUUGCUUAAAUGUUUAUAUGGUUCACAACACGGUUAAGCAUAAACAAAGCUGAAAACAAAAAAAAAAAAAAAAAAAAAAUACAAAUAGAAAACAAUCACACUGUUAAACGAAUUUAGAAAAACUCCAUAACGAAGCUUUAAGGAUUAAACUCUUAAACGGUAACAGAGUCUCUAUCAUUGUUAAUCGAGAACAAGCCGUAGAAAAUUCAAUAGCAACAAAGUUAACAAAUUAGGAAAUGGAGCGUCAUUGAAGCCGAUCGCAUUUACUAACAGCCUUUAAUAUACGUUUAUGUACUAUAUCCAUGUGUGCAUAUAGUUCUUGGAAAACUGAGCUUAUGUAUAUACAUAUGAUACUUAAUUGUUGCAUUUAGCAAAAAUCAAAUGUUAUAUAUAUUUAAUGUGAAAUUGCAUAUUGUAACAGUGAAAUGUAUUUUUUAUACUCUGUUUUUUAGCAACUAGACUGACCGAAAGUGGGAUUUAGCAAAUGCAAUUUUGUUCAAUUUAGACGAAAACUUAUGAAAACAAAAAUUACUCAAUAUUGAAUGCGAACUGAAUUGCGCACACAAAUAGCACUAGUUGUAAGUUUAAAUAAUAAUCUGUACAUUUUCAAAUGAGUUAUGUUUUAUAUAGUUAUACAAAUCAAAUAAAAAAUGAUGAAAAUGUAAAA